Molecule: messenger RNA, 435 nt
Organism: Coffea arabica (coffee)
Lineage: Eukaryota; Viridiplantae; Streptophyta; Magnoliopsida; Gentianales; Rubiaceae
Source: RefSeq, a predicted model, not a curated record
AUGAAUGAACUCUUUGGUGCAAUCCCUGAAAGCUUAUCUGCUUUAAACUGGUUGAACUUCCUGAAUUUGUCACACAGUAAGCUAUCAGGGCCAAUACCAUCAGGGAAUCAAAUUCAGACCUUAACCGAUCCAUCUAUCUAUGAAGGAAACAGUGGACUCUGUGGCGAGCCACUCCCAAAUGACUGCCUGGAACAUAAAUUGCCUACGAAAAAUGGGCAUAUUCAUGAUGAUAUAGGCCAUGGCGAGUCUCAUUGGUCUUGGUUUUAUGCUGGUAUAGGACCGGAUUAUGCUGUCGGGCUAUUGGGAGUUUUGGGAAUCCUUCAGUUCAAGAAGUCAUGGCGCUAUGCAUACUUCAGGUUUCUGGAAAAUGCCUAUGACAAAAUCUGCGUAAUGAUUGCAUUGAAGGCCAAUCAGCUGAGGAGGAAUUUCCAUUGA